CGAUCACCAUGACAACCUCAGCCCUGCGCCGGCAGGUGAAGAAUAUUGUGCACAACUAUUCCGAAGCAGAGAUCAAGGUUCGCGAGGCCACCUCGAAUGAUCCAUGGGGCCCGUCCUCAUCUCUCAUGUCAGAGAUCGCUGACUUGACCUUCAACGUAGUGGCGUUUGCCGAGGUCAUGGGCAUGGUGUGGAAACGCCUCAACGACAGCGGCAAGAAUUGGAGGCAUGUCUACAAGGCUCUGACUCUGUUGGAUUACCUGCUGAAGACAGGGUCAGAGAGAGUGGCCCAACAGUGCCGUGAGAACGCCUUCACUAUUCAGACGCUACGUGACUUCCAGUACGUAGACCGUGACGGCAGAGAUCAGGGGGCCAACGUUAGAGAAAAAGCACGCCAACUGGUGUGUCUCCUCCGUGACGAGGAGCGGCUUCGACAAGAGAGGAGUCAAGCCUUAAAGACCAAGGAGCGAAUGGCUGGGGGAGGUAGCGGAGGGGGCGGGGGGGUGUAUGGAGGGAUACCCCCGUCUUACCACCCAGGCAGACGAACAAGCCAGCCCAGCAUGGCUGUGCUGUACGGGGAGGAGUUCAGCCGCUCCAGAGGCUCUCCGUCCUCCUUUAACUCCUCGUCCUCGUCUCCUCGUGCUGCCUCAGACCUGGAGCAGGCUCGACCUCAGACGAGCGGCGAGGAGGAGCUGCAGCUCCAGCUGGCUUUAGCCAUGAGCAGGGAGGAGAGUCAGAAGGAGCAGUGCUGUCGCCAAGGAGACGAGUCUCUGUUACAGAAGGCCCUGGAUGAGAGCAGGAGAGAGAGUCAGUCGGGGACACAGGAGUCGGCCAUGUUGGACCUGGUCGACAUAUUUGGCCCCUCAUCUGAGGUCCCACCUCAGCCUAGUGACCCUUGGAACUCUGCCCAACCCACCGGUGACAUCACCUCUGACCCCUGGGACUCUGUAGCGGUCCACUCCAGCACUCCUGUGAUUGGCAGCCCUUGGACGGCCCCUCCUUCAUCCUCCAAUGCGACCAACCCUUGGGCUCCAUGUGCCGACUCUCACACAGACCCCUGGGAAGCAGCGCCUGUCUCCUCCAGUCCUGUCACUCAUGCGUGGGACAGCCCAACAGACGGAGGUGGAGAUGGAAAAGAUCCGUUCGCUGCACAGGAAGAGGAAAAUCCUAAACAAGAGGUUCCUCAAGUGUCCUCCCCUCAACCUGCUAGUCCUACAGAUGCAGAGCUGUUUGGGGUAAAGGCAGAGUCCGACCCUUUUGCUGGAGCAGAUUCGAAGCCAGAUCCAUUCGGGACCGACCCUCCUGUGAAACCCCAGGUCAAUGGACGAGAAUCGUCCAGCCCUGAGAUGUUUGAUCUGUCCCGGCUAGCACCCCCGCUCAGUGCCCCACCUACACGUGUUUGUCGAACCCCAGAAGCCUUCUUGGGACCUACAGGGGCCUCACUGGUCAAUUUAGACGCUCUGAUACCCUCCAACCCUCCUAGUAAGACGCACAACAACCCCUUCCUCUCAGGUCUGAGUGCUCCGUCUCCCACCAACCCCUUUCACUGCGACCAGCCUCGCCUCACCCUCAACCAAAUGCGACCAUCCUCAACAUCCCCACUGCCCCCCCACACCCCCUCUUACAGCCCCUCACUACCCCUCCCUCUGCACCACCAGCCACCCAUCCUCCCCUCCUCUCUCACACAACCUCCCGCCGGCCUCCUGGACCUUCCCUCCAACCUCCCACAGCCCCUGCUCCCCCUUUCUCCACGACCAGCGCAGCGCACUCAGUCACAGACACACAGCCACAACCCCUUCCUCUGAGAGCUCUUCAGCUCUCAUCUGCAGAGGGAGACGAUAGGAUGGACUCUUUUUUUGGAAUAAUCUAUGCCGACUACAACGAGA
This is a messenger RNA of Plectropomus leopardus (leopard coralgrouper), 1883 nucleotides long. It is a transcript of the gene epn3b, whose product is annotated as epsin 3b. Lineage: Eukaryota; Metazoa; Chordata; Actinopteri; Perciformes; Serranidae. Gene Ontology annotation, cellular component: endosome; plasma membrane; clathrin vesicle coat. Gene Ontology annotation, molecular function: phospholipid binding; clathrin binding. Gene Ontology annotation, biological process: endocytosis. The record is from RefSeq and is a predicted model, not a curated record.